GCAAUGCUUCGAGGAAUGCGAGUGCUAGCUGUGACGUUUGACUGACUCUAGGCUAUAAGAUCGGCAUUAGAAAACCACGUUAAAGCCCUCGGGUGGAAGCGCGUCGCACACAGGAUCGACAGGUGGCCAAAUUACAGCUUUUGAUUACAAGCUGUCGCCGGGUUCGGCCCAGCAUACUCGGCCACGCAGACAGUGUCCAGGAAAAGCGAAGGGCCAACGAAGGCACCACUUUAAGGACAGACACGUCACCAGACGCAGAAAAUCUGUAUUGUUAGCAUAGGUUAUUGUUACCGUAUAGCGCCCAUGACGUACGUGUGUGUUGUCCUUCGCGGUUGUAUCUUCGAGCUGCUUUGACCAUAUGUUCUUAAGCAACCAUCGACUGGCCCAAUGAGUCCACCCGAAGGACACGUCGCAGUCUUGCCGACGGGUGGUGGUGGCAACACUGUCUUCCGGUUCGGAGGAUCCGCGUGAUGCUAGCCUGUUCGGGCAUCGAGUUCGUGUCCCGCACAGCCUGGGGCGGCCGACCGCCAAAAGGCUGGGAGAAGCUCAAGGUUCAACCCGUGCCGCGCCUCUUCGUGCACCACACCAAAGGUCCGGAAUGCUUCGACUACCGGAGCUGUUCGGAGAGGAUGCGUCACUGGCAGAACUUCCACAUGGACACUAGAGACUGGUUCGACCUCGGCUACAGCUUCCUCAUUGGUGGCGACGGAAGGGUGUACGUGGCACGGGGUUGGGAUGCAAGCGGCGCCCACACCAAAGGAAACAACGAAGACGCGCUCGCCGUGUCCUUCAUCGGCGACUUCUCGCGCCACCUGCCGACACCACGGGCGAUCGGGGCGCUCACUAGGCUCCUGCAAUGCGGCGUCGCUCUGGGCAAGAUCCGCGCAGACUACACCGUGCACGGUCACCGCGACGCCAACUGCAGGACAUGUCCGGGCGACGCCCUGUACGCCUACAUCUCUCGGUGGAGGCGCUUCGGCGGCAGAGUCAACAACUACAUCUGCGAGACGCCUGGUCACACCGAACCGAGCGUGCCCCACUGAGCCGACCCCGACGAAAAUAUUGGUCUCAUAAUGAAAAUACUUCACCAACAAA
This is a messenger RNA of Dermacentor andersoni, 1095 nucleotides long. RefSeq names its product peptidoglycan-recognition protein SD-like. The record is from RefSeq and is a predicted model, not a curated record. Gene Ontology annotation, biological process: innate immune response; peptidoglycan catabolic process. NCBI's taxonomy places the organism in Eukaryota, Metazoa, Arthropoda, Arachnida, Ixodida, Ixodidae. Gene Ontology annotation, molecular function: N-acetylmuramoyl-L-alanine amidase activity; peptidoglycan binding; zinc ion binding.